Messenger RNA from Zymoseptoria tritici IPO323, 282 nucleotides. RefSeq lists its product as uncharacterized. The record is from RefSeq and is a predicted model, not a curated record. The coding region runs from base 1 to 282 and encodes 93 amino acids. Gene Ontology annotation, molecular function: acyltransferase activity, transferring groups other than amino-acyl groups. Lineage: Eukaryota; Fungi; Ascomycota; Dothideomycetes; Mycosphaerellales; Mycosphaerellaceae. The transcript has a single exon.
AUGAAACAUCUGGGGAAUAAGCCGUAUGUGCUGCUUCAUGCGCUGUGCACGCUGCCCGAGCAUGAGCGACGAGGAGCGGGAUCGCUGGCGCUGGAAUGGGGUGCGGCAAAAGCGGACGAGCUGGGCUUGCCGGCGUAUUUGGAGGGCAGUCCGAAGGGCGUGCCGCUGUACAAGAAGUUUGGGUUCGAAGUCGUGGAAAGUCUGCCGCUUGAUGCGAGGGAUUUCGGGUAUCAUGAGGCGUUGACGCAUAUGUGUAUGCUGAGGCAGCCGAAGACGCAGUAA